CUUCCAACUCCGCACAGAUAGUGGACACUGCUUACAUUUACAUCAGCAAUGUUAGGCCUCUCGGGCUCAAAUCAACCGCCUAUACCCACUCCCGCAGUGCGUGAUCCGCACAAUGCCUGCUCCUUCGAUGAUAGCGUACCAUGUACGGAAGCGAAACUACCGAGCUUAUCCGCUACGCUUACCUCCUGCGACCUAGCCAGUGAUGAGCCUUACUAUGAGAGGCCUAGUAUACUGUGCUCCCCAUGGGGUUUUCUCUGACGUAUUGCCUCACGGCGCGCACGUUACAUCGGCACUGUGCCGGACCGGAAUACAAUAAAGCAAGACAUGUGUCCCGUGGUAUUGGGACAUUGUUCGUCUUCUCUCAUUUGAGCCUCUCCUUCACCACCACAUAGAUACCUGGCUGUUGGACAGAAGAGUAUGGAUUCAGACAAGAUAGCAGAUGAGAAGUUUGAGCACGAAAAGGGAAGCACGGUGGAAGAGGGCUUUGGAGAUGUCGAUGAGGCUGUGGUUAAGAAAGUGCUGUGGAAGAUGGACGUUAGGAUAUUGCCCGUUCUCGCACUCCUGUUCCUGUGCUCGUUCAUAGACCGCACGAAUGUUGGCAACGCAAAGAUCCUUGGCCUCGAGGCCGAUCUUCACAUCAACGAUCAUCAGUAUGCGAUUGGACUGUGCGUGUUUUACGCCACGUACAUUGCAAGUGAGCUGCCGAGUAACUUGGUGUUGAAGAAGGUGUCACCGAAGAUCUGGCUCCCUGCACUGACUGCAGUUUGGGGCAUAUUGACAAUGUGCUUGGGUUUCGUGACUGGUUUUGCUUCUUUUGUCUCUGUACGCGCGCUGCUUGGUGUCGCAGAGGGCGGACUUUUGCCUGGCAUGGUCCUCUACCUCUCACACUUCUACAAGCGUACCGAGCUUGCCCUACGAAUCGGCAUUUUCUACACCGCUGCGUCCCUAUCCGGUGCAUUUGGCGGCCUCCUCGCUCGCGGCCUCAAUGCUAUCGGCCCCGCUGGUGGUCUUGAAGGAUGGAGAUGGAUCUUCAUCAUCGAAGGCAUCCUUACGUUCCUCGUCGGCGUCUCAUCCGCUAUCUUCCUCCCUAACUCUAUCGAGUCUGCUGGCUUCCUUUCUAUCCCCGAGAAACAAUGCGCCCGCAUCCGCCUGAACACGUCCGCGGUCCACGAGUCCUUCUCAUGGGCCGAAGUCCGCCGUGGUGUCUUCAACCUUCAAGUCUGGCUCAGCGCAACAGCAUACUUCUGCAUCUUAUGCGGUCUUUACUCCUUUGGCCUAUUCCUUCCGACGAUCGUCAAGGGCGGCUUUUCGACCGACCCCAACGCAGCGCAGCUCUGGACCGUCAUUCCUUACGCCGUCGCCGCACUCUUCACCGUCGCUGCAGCCUUCUUAUCUGAUCGUCUCGCGCUUCGUGGACCGGUCAUGCUCGUCACCCUACCCAUAUCCAUCAUCGGAUACGCCGUCAUGAGCGUCACCACAAAUUCCAAGGUCCAGUACGGCAUGACCUUCUUGAUGGCUACAGGCAUGUAUGCCUCCGUACCCUGCAUCCUUUCCUGGAACUCGAAUAACUCCGCGGGUCACUACAAGAGGGCUACCACCACUGCUCUGCAACUCGCUAUCGCCAAUUCGGGAGGCUUUGUGGCGAGUUUCGUAUACCCGAAAAAAGAGGAGCCGAACUUCCACAAGAGUCACCAGAUCAUGUUGGGGCUGUUGUGUGCGGCCUGGGUGUUGAUCGCAGCGAAUGUUGCGUGGGUUGCGAAGCUCAAUCGUGAUAAGACAAAUGGGAAGAAUGCGCAAUUUGAGGGGUGCAGAGAUGAUAGGGAUCCGGAGUUUAAGAUGAUGUUGUAGAUACGCGUUGCGGUCGCGUAUUAGAUGCUACGGUUGUAGCACGUAAUGAAUC
Messenger RNA from Macroventuria anomochaeta, 1900 nucleotides. RefSeq names its product MFS general substrate transporter. The record is from RefSeq and is a predicted model, not a curated record. NCBI's taxonomy places the organism in Eukaryota, Fungi, Ascomycota, Dothideomycetes, Pleosporales, Didymellaceae. Gene Ontology annotation, molecular function: transmembrane transporter activity. The coding region runs from base 418 to 1848 and encodes 476 amino acids. Gene Ontology annotation, cellular component: membrane. Gene Ontology annotation, biological process: transmembrane transport. The transcript has 5 exons.